UAUCAGUUUUAUACAAGUGUCAUUUAGAUUCUGUUACUGUUCUUUACUUGCUGAGAUAGCGGUGUGGGAAUUAACAUGGCUGAAAUAAAAUCAUUUUACGACAUCACAGCCAGAACCCUUACUGGUGAGGAGUUCAAGUUUUCUUCUUUACAGGGCAAAGUGGUCCUAAUCGAGAAUGUCGCUUCUCUUUGAGGAACGACCACCAGGGAUUACACCCAGAUGAACGAGCUCCACGAACGCUUCGCAGAAAAAGGGCUUGUGAUUCUGGGAGUUCCCUGCAAUCAGUUCGGCUAUCAGGAAAACUGUACAAAUGAAGAGAUUCUUUCAUCCUUGAAGUAUGUUCGUCCUGGCAAUGGCUUUGAACCUAAAUUCCAGCUUUUGGAGAAGGUCGACGUGAACGGGAAAGCCGCUCACUCUCUCUUCGUCUUUCUCAAGGAGAAACUCCCAUUCCCGAGCGACGAGCCAAUGCCCUUCAUGAACGACCCCAAAUUUAUCGUGUGGAGUCCUGUGUGCAGGAACGACAUCGCUUGGAAUUUCGAGAAGUUUCUCAUUGGUUCUGAUGGAGUGCCAUUCAAACGCUACAGCAGGAGAUACCUGACCAGCAACAUCGAGGGAGACAUCAAGAAACUUCUCAGCAUAGCCAACUAAAAUGGUUUGGCGGUCAAAGGCGUGUCAAUAUUGUAUUGCAUAUCUUAACCUAUAUGGGUUUCCAUGACAGGUUGUGCUCUCAUGAGCAUGAUGUUGCUAUGUUUGGACUUUUACUUUAUGAAGGUGCUCCUGUAAACAUGCUUGUCUGUGGGGAGCAGCUGAUGCUGUGCUAAAGUCCUAACUGAACAGUUGCAUUUAGCUCUUGUGUGGCACAACAUGCGAUAUGGAUCAAUAAAUGUUUGUUUUCUACUCAA
Molecule: messenger RNA, 902 nt
Organism: Labeo rohita (rohu)
Lineage: Eukaryota; Metazoa; Chordata; Actinopteri; Cypriniformes; Cyprinidae
Gene: gpx1b
Product: glutathione peroxidase 1b
Exons: 2
Biological process (GO): response to hydrogen peroxide; glutathione metabolic process; hydrogen peroxide catabolic process
Cellular component (GO): mitochondrion; cytosol
Molecular function (GO): glutathione peroxidase activity
Source: RefSeq, a predicted model, not a curated record